AUGGUCAUCAUCGAUAGUGUUCGUUUUUAUCGGCCGUUCUGGUUUUGCAUGCGAAUGCUAGUACCGACGUUCUUCAAGGAUUCCCGUCGUCCUGUCCUGUUUUAUAUAGCGGUGCUGCAUGUCCUGGUGACCUUGUGGUUCCCACUGCACCUUUUGCUGCAUCUUCUGGUGCAUCCUUCUCCGGCGGACCUCUUGAAGAACCUGACCAUGUCUCUGACUUGUGUGGCCUGCAGCCUGAAGCAUGUGGCCCAUUUGUAUCACCUGCCGGAGAUCGUGGAGAUCGAAUCCCUGAUCGGGCAGUUGGAUACAUUUGUUUCGAGCGAACAGGAACAUCGCUAUUACAAGGAUCACGUGCACUGUCACGCCGAACGCUUUACGCGAUGCCUCUACAUAAGUUUUGGCAUGGUUUACGCGGUUUUCCUAUUCGGUGUUUCCGUUCAGAUCAUCAGCGGAAACUGGGAUCUUAUUUACCCCGCCUAUUUUCCGUUCGAUUUGGAGCAGAACAGAUCUAUGGCUGCUGCGGCCCUGGGCUAUCAGAUAUUGAGCAUCCUUGUUGAAGGAUUACAGGGCCUGGGAAACGACACAUACACUCCCCUGACCUUGUGUCUCCUGGGUGGACACCUCCAUUUGUGGGCAAUUCGCAUGGGUCAGCUGGGAUUUCUAAAGGAAGAAAAUGUCAACGAUCAUCAGCGAUUGCAGGAGUACAUUGAGCAGCACAAACUGUUGAUGAGAUUCCACCACCUGCUGUCCCAGACCAUCAGCGAGGUGCAGCUGGUGCAGUUGGGCGGCUGCGGGGCCACCCUGUGCAUCAUUGUGUCCUACGUGCUGUUCUUCGUGGGCGACACCAUCUCGCUGGUCUACUACUUGGUCUUCUUCGGGGUGGUCUGCGUCCAGCUCUUCCCCAGCUGCUACUUCGCCAGCGAGGUGGCCGAGGAGGUGGAGCGCCUGCCGUACGCGAUCUUCUCCAGCAGGUGGUACGACCAGUCCCGCGAACACCGAUUCGAUCUGCUGGUCUUCACCCAACUGACCUUGGGGGGCAGGGGGCGGGUCAUUAAGGCGGGCGGCCUCAUCGAGCUGAAUCUAAAUGCCUUUUUCGCCACCCUAAAGAUGGCCUACUCCCUGUUCGCCGUUGUGGUGCGGGUGAAAGGUAUAUAG
This is a messenger RNA of Drosophila rhopaloa, 1155 nucleotides long. RefSeq names its product odorant receptor 33c (gene Or33c). NCBI's taxonomy places the organism in Eukaryota, Metazoa, Arthropoda, Insecta, Diptera, Drosophilidae. Gene Ontology annotation, biological process: sensory perception of smell; detection of chemical stimulus involved in sensory perception of smell. Gene Ontology annotation, molecular function: olfactory receptor activity; odorant binding. The record is from RefSeq and is a predicted model, not a curated record. The transcript is spliced from 2 exons. The coding region runs from base 1 to 1155 and encodes 384 amino acids. Gene Ontology annotation, cellular component: plasma membrane.